GCGCGAUCCGCGGGUGCCCCACGGAGCGUUCGCGAUCAUGGCUUUCCGUAAACUCGCCGCGCGAGCGGCGCAGGUCGCGGCGCGGCCGUACGUCAGCGCUAGGGUGUCCGCGUUAUACCCGCGUCAAGCCCCGCCCGCGCUGUGGACGUCCUCGCGCGCGUACGACGUCAACACGCGCAGCAAGGAGCACCUCAACAUCGGCACGAUCGGCCACGUCGAUCACGGCAAGACGACGCUCACGGCGGCCAUCACGAAAGUCCUCGCGGAGGUGGGCGGCGCCACCUCGGUCGCGUUCGAUCAGAUCGACAAAGCCCCCGAGGAGAAGGCGCGCGGGAUCACCAUCUCCACCGCGCACGUCGAGUACGAGACCGAGAAGAGGCACUACGCGCACGUGGACUGCCCCGGUCACGCGGAUUACGUCAAGAACAUGAUUACCGGCGCGGCGCAGAUGGACGGCGGCAUCCUCGUCGUCUCCGCCGCGGACGGACCCAUGCCGCAGACGCGAGAGCACAUCCUCCUCGCGAGGCAAGUCGGCGUGCCGAAUCUCGUGGUGUUCCUGAACAAGGUGGACACCGUGGACGACAGCGAGCUCAUCGACCUCGUCGAGAUGGAGCUCCGCGAGAUGCUGAGCUUCUACAAGUUCGACGGCGAGAACAUCCCGAUCAUCCGCGGCAGCGCGUUGCACGCGUUGAAGGGCACCGACGAUAAACUCGGCAAGGACGCCAUCAUGGCUCUCAUGAAGGCGUGCGACGAAAGCAUCGCUGCGCCCAAGCGCGCGCUGGACAAGCCGUUCUCGAUGCCCGUGGAGGACGUGUUCUCGAUCCAAGGAAGAGGGACGGUCGCGACCGGGAGGAUCGAGCAGGGCAUCGUGAAAUCCGGCGAGGAAGUCGAGCUCGUCGGCAUCGUCCCGACGCAAAAGACGACCAUCACGGGCGUGGAGAUGUUCAAGAAGUCCUUAAACGAAGGUCAGGCUGGAGAUAACUGCGGGCUCUUGCUGCGCUCGUUGAAGCGCGACCAGGUGCAGCGCGGUCAGGUGCUGUGCAAGCCCGGAACGAUCACCCCGCAUAAGAAGUUCGAGGCGGAGAUUUACGUCUUGAACAAGGACGAAGGCGGCCGUCACACGCCCUUCUUCAGCAACUACCGCCCGCAGUUCUUCAUGCGAACCGCGGACAUCACGGGCACCAUCACCCUCCCGGAAGGCGUCGAGAUGGUCCUCCCGGGGGAUAACGUCAACGCGGUGUUCGAGCUCAUCACCCCGAUCGCGUUGGAGAAGGGGAUGCGGUUCGCCCUCCGCGAAGGCGGUCGGACCGUCGGCGCGGGCGUCGUCGCCAAGGUUCUCGAGUGAGCGGCAAUGCUGUGCGUGGCGGAGGGCUACGGGCCGCGGGCCGGGCGGCGGGACGUUGCGUUUUUAACGAAACAUAGCGCGCGAGCGACGCGAAUGCGAAUGGAACUACAUACGAUGGAGC
Molecule: messenger RNA, 1466 nt
Organism: Micromonas pusilla CCMP1545
Lineage: Eukaryota; Viridiplantae; Chlorophyta; Mamiellophyceae; Mamiellales; Mamiellaceae
Exons: 2
Coding region: 38-1345 (435 amino acids)
Biological process (GO): mitochondrial translational elongation
Cellular component (GO): mitochondrion
Molecular function (GO): translation elongation factor activity; GTPase activity; GTP binding
Source: RefSeq, a predicted model, not a curated record